AUGCGACGCCACGGACAUGGGGACACGGACAAGCGCGUGGGUGAGCACCAUGACGGCGACUUUGGCGUGUACAUGUCCCAUAAGCUGCAAAAGCUGCGUGGACAGAACGAGCGCUUUGUGUCGGCGUCGCGCAGUGCCGAGCCGUCGCGGGUGUUUGCGGGUGUCCAUGUAUACGUCGACGGGUAUACACUGCCGAGUAAAGAAGAGAUUCGCGAGCUUAUGUUGCUGUACGGCGGCGGGUUUGAACAUUACGACACGAGUCGCGUGACGCACAUUAUAGCCACUCACGUGCCAGCGUCGAAAUUACGGCAACUUCAGAAAGCGAGGCGUCCCCGGCUUAUUGUGCACCCAAAUUGGGUUGUGCGCAGUAUUGAGCAGAAGAGGCUGUUGCCAGUGCAGCCAUUUUUGUACCACGGGUUUGCCGAUCCGACACAGAGUGUAUUCGCUCAAUCACCGGACUCGUAUUACCUGCCAAGUUUCUUGAAAGUCGAUGACGUAGCGGUUACAUCUGAGGUCGAGUCGGUACGACAUGCUGGAAGCGCAAGGGCUGCAGCUCCUGCGUCGGGAAGUGCUACGGAUAUACCUGAGCAAGGUGAUGGUUGUGACAAGGAAGAUACGACAGCAAAUGUGGCUUUGGACCGAGACGACGAAGAAGAAGAAGAAUUGGAAAACGAGGGCGAUGACCAGAUGCUACUUAUGGACGAUCACACGACUGGAUCAGCGAAACUCAAAACCAAUUCAACAAGAGAUGGACCUGCGUUCGUGCGGCACUUUUUUGCCAAGUCGAGAUUGCACCACAUUGGUACGUGGCGGGCUACAUUUCAGCAAAAAGCAGGUGACUUUCGGGCCAAGUACAAAGGAGGUCAUGUGAAGAGAGCGUCGGCAUUGUCGGACGAUCGUGUGCUUCUCCAUGUGGACAUGGACUGCUUUUUCGUGGCGGUGGCAGUGAGAGGUCGACCAGAGCUCGAGCACGUGCCUGUUGCUGUCGCUCACUCGGGCAACGCUGGCUCGUCCGAAAUCUCGUCGUGCAAUUACUUGGCACGUGCGAAAGGGGUGGGGGCAGGAAUGUUCAUGCAGCGUGCAAAAGAGCUGUGCCCUGAAUUGGUGGUACUGCCGUACCAGUUCGAUGCUAUCCAGCGCGUGUCGUUUCAGAUUUACGAUAUUUUCUUCUCUCAUACUCCGUACGUACAGGCGGUCAGUUGUGACGAAGCAUUUCUGGAGUUUGAGCAAGGAACGAGUGGCAUGGAAAAGGCAAAGACGAUUCGCCGAGAGAUUGUUGAGCAAACUCAUUGUCGUGCUAGUGUAGGUGUGUCGUACAACCUUCUUCUCGCAAAGUUGUGCUCACAAAAGGCAAAACCGGACGGAAUCUACCACAUUGGCGACCGAUGUCAGGCGGAACGUUUCAUGCUGUCACUUGAGCUUGGUGACUUGCCUGGCGUCGGAUACAAGAUGCAAUCGAAGCUCGAAGGUAGUGGUGUCAGAGAUGUUUAUCAACUCGUUUCCAAAUCGAGAGACGACCUGGUGCGGUUACUCGGAAAGGCGUCCGGUGAAAAGCUGUUUGGAUACGCCCGAGGACAUGAUGUCCGCGCGUUAUCAAUGGAGUCGAACAUGAUGCGUAAGAGUGUGUCAGCAGUGGUGAAUUUUGGAAUCCGUUUCGAAGCUUGGGAAGACGCGAUAGUGUUCUUGAAAGCGCUGAGCGAAGAGCUGAGUCACCGUCUUCGGAAUCUGAAAGCGCGUGCCAAGUGUUUCACGCUGCUGAUCAAAAAACGAGCGGAGGGAGCGCCGGUGGAGCCAUCGAAGUUCAUGGGUCACGGUGUUUGCGACAACUUUUCCAAAAGCCAUGUGCUGGCCCGAGCAACGGACGACGAGGAUGUGAUUGGCAGAGUCUGCAUUGAGCUGCUUCGGCAGUUUGACUUCCCGAGCAAGGAGCUACGUGGGGUUGGAGUGCAGGCUUCAAAGCUGGCUUUGAAUGUCCCGAACACUGGUCAGGCGAGUGGGCAGCUCUUUGAGACCUGGCUAAAUGAUCGUGCACAGCUUCAAUCGGUAUCAACGUCAUUGCGAGAGCAGAGCGGGACCGAACGAGUUGACGGCGAAGCAAACAAGCAGGGUAGUACGGCUGGAAACGAAUACGUUACCACGACGUUCUCGCAGAUCGACAUGGAGGUGCUGGACGAGUUACCGGAUCGAUUGCAGCGAGAAAUACUGGCUUCGUACGGUCGAGGUGCGCCAACAUCGACUGCUGUCCGACUGAAUCGCCAGCCGUCAAAGAAGAAGACAAGCGGCAAAGCGCCACUGCGACCGAAGCACCCAGCGCGAAACAUGUUUGAUUCCAAAUCGAACCGCCGACUGGCGCAAACUGCGAUUGGAGAGCCGGGAAAAGGAGACGCGCUUGAUGACAUUCGAAUCUCUCAAGUUGACUUGGAAGUGUACGACUCGCUACCGCUUCCGAUUCGUAGAGAGGUCGAUCGAUACGCGAAGAAGCGCAAGUACAACUCAAUGACAGUUCCACUUCCUCGACCCAAAAGCCGACCAGAUGCCACCAAUCUCGAUCAAGCGGUGAAGGAAACGCCGCAGCCAGUCGUGUUAUCAUCGAUAGAAGAUUUGUACGCCAAUCUUGCCAAAAGCCUCACGAGUGCUGCAGCGUGCGACGAUGAAAGCAAUGAUGGACAACGUGUUGCGAGCGAUAAAACACAAUUGGCAGCGUUUGAUGCCAUCUACUCGCGCAUUUUGGUUGAAGUGGAGAACCGAACGCUUGAUCAGGCUCUGCGGAUGCUCCGCUUCUUUCGCCGCAAAUGCUCUAGUGCAACUGCGCCCGCGAAUGUCAUUGACCUGAUGAAACACGGCUUCAACCAUGUUUUGGACCUCGUCAAUCAGGACAUUCGUCGACAUUUCAAUGGCAGACUGUCGUCGCAAUUGGUUACAUCACUUUAG
Messenger RNA from Hyaloperonospora brassicae, 2931 nucleotides. Lineage: Eukaryota; Oomycota; Peronosporomycetes; Peronosporales; Peronosporaceae. The record is from the annotation of a GenBank genome assembly.